Messenger RNA from Humulus lupulus (European hop), 750 nucleotides. RefSeq names its product coatomer subunit delta-like. The record is from RefSeq and is a predicted model, not a curated record. The transcript has 4 exons. NCBI's taxonomy places the organism in Eukaryota, Viridiplantae, Streptophyta, Magnoliopsida, Rosales, Cannabaceae. Gene Ontology annotation, cellular component: COPI vesicle coat; cytosol. Gene Ontology annotation, biological process: Golgi localization; endoplasmic reticulum to Golgi vesicle-mediated transport; retrograde vesicle-mediated transport, Golgi to endoplasmic reticulum. The coding region runs from base 1 to 750 and encodes 249 amino acids.
AUGUCUCUAGAUGAAGAGGGUGUUUGCAGGACUGCUUUUGAGCUGAUUUUUGCAUUUGAUGAGGUCAACUCUCUUGGACACAAGGAAAAUGUAACUGUAGCUCAGGUUAAACAGUACUGUGAAAUGGAGAGUCACGAAGAGAAGCUGCACAAACUUGUAAUGCAGAGCAAGAUUAAUGAGACAAAAGAUGUCAUGAAACGAAAAGCUAGUGAGAUUGACAAAAGCAAGGCACUGUACGAGGCUUCUGAAAUGGCCUAUUCAAUUGAAAAGAAUAGGGGUGAUAAGGGAGGGUUUAUGUCAAUGGGCUCAGGAAGAAUAGAGAGCAGCUUUAGUGAGAUGAACAUUUCAAAUACUGGAAGCGGUUUUGGGAGUGGUUCUGGUUUUGGAUUGAACACUGAGAUCGAUCCAUUUUCUAUCAAGUCUAAAGGUCGUCAACCUUCGGCUGCCAAUGCUCCUCCGAAAGGUCUUGGUAUGCAGUUAGGGAAAUCACAAAGGACUAACCAGUUCUUGGAGUCUUUGAAAGCAGAAGGGGAGGUUAUCCUUGAAGAUGUGCAGCAAAAAGCAGGCCAAUCUAGAUCAUCUGCCCCACCUUUAACUGAUCCCGUCACUUUGCCUGUUGAGGAGAAACUAAAUGUAACACUGAAACGAGAUGGUGGUGUCAGUAACUUUGAUGUUCAGGGAACACUGUCGCUGCAGAUUCUAAAUGAAGAAGAUGGGCAAAUCCAAGUUCAGGAUGAUUUGAUAUGCUGA